Serendipita indica DSM 11827 is the source of this 1971-nucleotide messenger RNA. The record is from the annotation of a GenBank genome assembly. NCBI's taxonomy places the organism in Eukaryota, Fungi, Basidiomycota, Agaricomycetes, Sebacinales, Serendipitaceae.
AUGCUGCAAUCGUCUACAAAGAAGAAAAAGACGGGUAAAAAGGUGGCAGAACCAGAUCAUGGACUCCUGAUGCAUGGCAUAUCACAAGCGCAAGUGGAGAUACCGAUCCAAGUCCCAAGCACAGUAGCAAUCCCAGACUGCUAUCGUUGGAACCUCCUUCCAACUUUUCGCGGCCAAGAACGUCUCAAUCACUUGGCCACUGCGAGAAAGGAGAGCCUUAGACUGGUCGAGGGCGAAAUUGCGGCAACCAAAAAGGCCAUCGAGAAUAGCAACGCGGAAAUUUUGAACUUAGAAGCGACGAUUAGUCGCAGCAGCCAUGCUGCGAGUCUAAUGGAGAAGUGCUCGGAAUCAAUCAAAACGAUUAGAAACGAGACCUCGUGUCUUGACGACAUUCCGAAAACAAUACUUGCGUCGGCUACUGGGCUUAAAAGCUUUGACAUGUGUGAAGCUAUAGCUCGCCUUGUUGGAAAUAGUUCAUCAGACGAAUUCGAGGCCUUCGGCACCCUGAUGUCUGAGUGGUCUACCAACGCCGCGAAGAUGAAGGCAAUGAUAGUAGAAAUGCAGAAGGAGCUGCUGGACUGGCGCUUGGAACAUGCGCUUGACAGUGGCCACCUCUCACAGCUCGAAGACUACCACCACUCGUUAAUGGAGAUUAUCAAUACCACCUCCGCCGUUAUGUCCCCAAUUCGGAGAACGCCAACCGAAGUCUGGGCCAAAAUAUUUGACUACUGGGUCCAUGAUCGUGACCUUGUAGCCAGCCAUCAUAACCUUCCUUCUCCACUUCUGCUCGGCCACGUUUGUAGCGUGUGGCGCCAAAUCUGUCUCAGUACGCCAAGCCUAUGGAGGCGGGUUGAUAUUCAUCCAUUUGAUUUCUGGCCGCAGUCUUUGCUUGACAUCGUCACUCUGGCACAAAUUGCGGGCAGCGGGCAGUCAUUGGACUACGUGUUCUUUGAUCAGUUCCGAGCUUAUUGGGGAGAUGAAGCCCAGGAUCUUAGUUUCAAUGGGUCAUUUUACCCUGAAUAUUAUCAGUCGGUACGGCGUGAUCUGGCCCAAAGCAAAGGGAAACUCGCAAAUCUUCCCCGUCUGCGGCUUUACCUAAGCCCUAGCGCUCCCCUCACUGUCCCUACGCUCUCGGUCAACUCUACCAAAAAACUUACCCUCUGUGGGAAUUCCGCACCACGAGACCACGACUUGGCCGCGCUGCUGACUCUGUGCGUGUCUGCGGAGGAGUUGGUUAUGGAGAAUGUUUGGCUCACAAGUACUUCCUCCGUCUCAAUGCCGAAGUUGAAAUGUCUCCGUUUGCGAAUCAACCGGUUCGAAUCAUUUAACAUUUCCGCCUUACUCGAGCCUUCACUUCAAGAGCUCGAUAUUCGUCAUGCCGACGCACAUUCCUCGAUCAUGUGCUCUACCAAUUCAGCCCUUCUGACAAACCUACGGAAGCUCGCGGUUACCCCACAUGAGCAUUCGUUACUUUCCCACCUCAUGACGCCAAACCUGAAGCAGGUCAAGAUUUACCCUCCAAACUCGACUUCAGCUGCGGAGGCAAGCAGACCUGAUUCGACAGGUAGUGUCGUCGAGUCCUUCGUCGUUGCAUUUCUACCAAGACUUCAGAAAGUAGAGGAGGUGACAUUCUGCGAAUGGCCAAAGCCGUCAUUAACUGCAGACUACCUCGACGUACUCAAAAGCAUGCUCAGUGCCUCGUCUCCCCGACACGUCCGCUUGGAGGGAUGCCAUCUCGACCCGGUCGCGCUCAUCUCUCUACUUGCCAAAGCCAACGGCGAGAAGGUCGAUAUGGAGGAGCUAUUGAUGACCAAUCUACCCAAGAGUAACGACACCAAUUCUCCUCCACUCCCUGUCACGUCCAAUUUGAAGUCAGUCACCGAACUUACGAUAUCCUCCUGUACUGGUGUGACACGGAACGAGUGCGACAUAUUGGCGUCGACAGUAGGCAAGCUGAACAUCUAUGUGUAG